Molecule: messenger RNA, 513 nt
Organism: Humulus lupulus (European hop)
Lineage: Eukaryota; Viridiplantae; Streptophyta; Magnoliopsida; Rosales; Cannabaceae
Product: nicastrin-like
Exons: 7
Coding region: 1-513 (170 amino acids)
Biological process (GO): protein processing
Cellular component (GO): membrane
Source: RefSeq, a predicted model, not a curated record
AUGCCAAACUUAUCUAAUGGAUCUGGUAUAUUGUGGAACAAGUAUGAUUUUCCUGUAUUCUUGCUCUCGGAGAGUAGUACGAAGACCAUCCAAGAGGUUUCUGAAGAAAUUUUGAAGAGACAGAGAUCUUAUACCACUGUUGUGGCUGAGUUUGAUCUUGUGAUGCAGACAGUGAAAUCUGGAACUCGUGAUUCAGAAUCUUGUUUGAAAGAGGAGACCUGCCUUCCAUUAGGGGGAUACAGUGUUUGGUCAUCACUUCCUCCGCUUAAUAUCUCCUCCUUAGAUCAGGGUAAGCCUAUUAUAUUGACUGUGGCGUCAAUGGAUUCGGCUUCAUUUUUCCGUGACAAAAGCCUUGGUGCAGACUCCCCAAUAUCAGGCAUGAUUGCACUCUUGGCAGCGGGCGAUGCACUAUCACAUUUGGAGGCUUUCCAUGACCUUAAUAAAAAGGUUUUAAGAAUUGCUAAUCUUGAUUCAAAUGUGUAUUUGAGCAUUGAAGAAGGUAUGAAUCUCUAA